Oncorhynchus gorbuscha (pink salmon) is the source of this 6898-nucleotide messenger RNA. It is a transcript of the gene bnc2, whose product is annotated as basonuclin 2. Gene Ontology annotation, biological process: regulation of DNA-templated transcription. Gene Ontology annotation, cellular component: nucleus. The record is from RefSeq and is a predicted model, not a curated record. Lineage: Eukaryota; Metazoa; Chordata; Actinopteri; Salmoniformes; Salmonidae.
AGAGCGCGGAGGAGUUACAGAGAGACGGAGGGAGGAGAGAGAGCAAGAGAAGGGACAGGCAGCACCAGCAGAGAGAGAGAAGAAGAAAGAGGGAGAGAGAGAAGCAGGCAGGGAGGGGUGGAUUGCUGCUGUCACACUUUCACACCUAAUGUCUACGUUGGGAUAGAGAGAUUUGAUGUCCGAGGAGGCAGGGUUGGAUGUGAGAGGCAGCAGUGAGGAGAGAAGCAGCCAGGCGCCCAGAGACCCAGAAAGCGAGAGGGCACCAGAGUCCACCCUGAGCGGCACCGCCAACACCCCGACUACCACCUCUACCAGCAGCAUCACCUCCAACCAGCACCACAACAACAGCGCUAGCCCCAUAGCCGUCUCCAGCGGUAGCAGUAGCGGUGGCUCCAGUGGUGCCAUAGGUGUUAGCAUAGUUAGCCGCAGCGCUAAGGGAGCAGAGGGGAGGUCCUCCAUGCAGUUCAGCACCAGACCUCCCAGUGCUGAGCCUGGCUUCAUGGGGACAUGGCAGCAACAGAGCACUGACCAGAGCAACCUCCUCUUCAGAAUGUCCCAGCAGGCCAUUCGCUGCACUCUGGUGAACUGCACCUGUGAGUGUUUCCAGCCAGGAAAGAUCCACCUGCGUACAUGUGACCAGUGCAAGCACGGCUGGGUGGCUCACGCGCUGGACAAGCUGAGCACGCAGCACCUGUACCACCCCACCCAGGUGGAGAUAGUUCAGUCCAACGUGGUGUUUGACAUCAGCAGCCUGAUGCUGUACGGGACCCAGGCGGUGCCGGUCAGACUGAAGAUCCUGCUGGACCGUCUGUUCAGUGUUCUGAAGCAGGAGGAGGUGCUCCACAUACUGCACGGCCUGGGCUGGACCCUGAGGGACUAUGUCAGGGGUUACAUACUGCAGGAUGCUGCGGGCAAGGUGCUGGACCGCUGGUCCAUUAUGUCUCGGGAAGAGGAGAUCAUCACCCUGCAGCAGUUCCUUCGUUUCGGAGAGACCAAGUCCAUCGUGGAGCUGAUGGCCAUCCAGGAGAAGGAGGGUCAGGCGGUCACCGUGCCCUCCUCCAAGACCGACUCAGGCAUCCGGACGUUCAUCGAGAGCAACAGCACGGGACGUGGUCGAAGCCCAGGCCUCCUCAACCACAUUGAGACCAGCAGCCCGUCCAGCAUCCACCACUUUGAGAACAUCCCUAACAGUCUAGCCUUCCUGCUGCCGUUCCAGUACAUCAACCCUGUGUCGGCCCCCAUGCUGGGACUGCCCCCCAAUGGCCUGGCGCUGGAGCAGUCGGGCCUCCGGGGCCUCCACGACCGGGAUCGCGAGGCCAGCCUACCCAACCAGGGCGAGACGGUGGAGAGCAGCGAGUCCGAAGUAUCCCUCAGCCCUUUCCGCAGCAGCGGUCAGAGCCCCAGCCGCAUCGGAGCCCUGGGGGGCAUAAACAACGCCAUCGAGCCCAAACAGGAGCCCAACAACCGGGCAUCACCCAUCUCGCCCACUCCUUCUAACCAGCUGUCCCAGCAGCAGACGGAACAGCAGCAGCAAGGCCAGCAGCAGCAAGGCCAGGGGCAACCCGGGACCCCACGGCCUAGGUCCAACUCCCUCAACGACCACCAGGCCCACCACCACUUUGUGAAGAGCGAGCAGUCCAAGAGCAUUACCCACUCAUCCUUCUCCUCCAAGAUGCACCGCAUGCGCCGCAUGGGAGCCACCUCACGCAAGGGCCGUGUGUGCUGCAACUCGUGCGGAAAGACCUUCUACGACAAAGGUACGCUGAAGAUCCACUACAACGCCGUACACCUCAAGAUCAAGCACCGCUGCACCAUCGAGGGCUGCAACAUGGUGUUCAGCUCGCUGCGCAGCCGCAACCGCCACAGCGCCAACCCCAACCCACGCCUGCACAUGCCCAUGCUGAGGAACAACCGUGACAAGGACCUCAUCCGUGGGUCGGGCCCCGGCACGCCCGUCAUCUCCAGCGCCAAGAGCGGCUUCACCCUCACCAGUCCCGGACGGCCACCUCUGGGUUUCGCCACCCCGCCCCUGGACACCAUGCUCCAGUCACCCCUGCAGAGCCCACUGGUCUUCCCCUCCCUGAAGUCAGUGCAGCCCAUCCAGCCGGUGCCCCCUUUCUACCGUACGCUGCUGUCCCCACAGCACCUGGUCAGUCCUCCAGUGUCACUGCCCACCAGCCCCAUCCUGCCCUCCACCACCAACAACACCUCUCUGAUGGACCAGCAGCAUCAGUCCUGGCUGCCGCCGCAGCCUCCCACAACGCCCACAAUAUGUCUUCUGAAGCAGGAUCCAGCUGCUGCCACCAACACGGACCCCACCCCCAAGAAGAAGCCCCGUAAGUCCAGCAUGCCGGUGAAGAUCGAGAAGGAGGUGAUUGACGUGGCGGACGAGUACGAUGAGGACAAAGACGACGAUGAUGACGACAGUUGUCACCACCACCACCACCACUCCCAGGAUGAGAUGAGCCCAGGCCUGAUGAGGGGACACCUGAUGAGGCACGACCAGGACGACUGCGGUGAGCUCCGCUGCAUGGACAGCUUCACCUCCGAGGACCAGGACCACGAGAGAGACUUUGAGAACGAUUCUGAGACUUCGGACUCCAAGAUGUUCUACCGCGAGGAGAUGAUGGAGGUGGAGGAGCAGCACCAGAGGCUGAGGCUCAACUCCUCCAGGAGCUCCAGAAGCCGCUCCUCACCCUCACCCCACCAGCCCGCCAUCAAGAUUAAGGAGGAGCUCAACGACCCCACCUACGACAUGUUCUGCAUGAGCCAGUACGGCCUCUACAACGGGGGCAUGGCGGCUGCUGCAGCCGCCGCCGCCAGCAUGGCUGCCCUUCACGAGAGCUUCAUCUCCUCCAUGAGCUACGGCGCCAGCCCGCCCAAGUUCCCCCUCGCACUCCCCGAGGGAGAACUGUGCACCAGCCCCAACUCCAACGACCCCAAGAUCUGCUACGUGUGCAAGAAGAGCUUCAAGAGCUCCUACAGUGUCAAACUGCACUACAAGAACGUGCAUCUCAAAGAGAUGCACGUGUGCACCGUGUCCGGCUGCAACGCCGCCUUCCCCUCCCGACGGAGUAGAGACAGGCACAGCUCCAACAUCAACCUGCAUCGCAAACUGCUUACCAAAGAGCUGGACGACAUUGUCCUGGACCCCCAACUCACGCCGCUGCCCAAGGACCUGCGCGCCGAGUUCCUGGCUAAGAUCUACGCCGGGCACCACUUGGGCCUGGACGCCAUGGCAGGGGCGGGCAUUGGCGGCGCCAGCCUGGGGGGAGGAGGGCUGAACCGUGACGCCAGCUCCCCGGCAGGCACCGAUUACCCCCACCCCCACCCCCACCACUACCCCCUAACAGACGACUACAUGGUGCUGGACCUGAGCACCGCGUCCAGCGUUCAGUCCAGCGGGUCAGUCCAUUCAUCACGCCAGUCGGACGAGGGCAGCGACGAGGGCAUCCUAUUGGAUGACCUGGAGGAGGGAGGGGUCAGCGACGAGGAGGACUGCUCCCAGCAUGCCCCGGGGCAGGCAGGGGACGGGAGGCGGCGGGACCAGGUCGGCGAGGGAGGAGUCGGAGGAAGAUCGGAAGAAGGUCUGACCGGCGCCGACCCCUCCUCCUCGCCGACCGUCCUGUCUUCCACCGGUGGCAGUGGUGGGAUCCUGUGCAGCAUCUGCCACAAAGUGUACAGCAACAAAGGGACCCUACGCGUGCACUACAAGACUGUGCACCUGCGCGAGAUGCACAAGUGCAAAGUGGCCGGCUGCAACAUGAUGUUCUCCUCGGUGCGCAGCCGCAACCGCCACUCUCAGAACCCCAACCUCCACAAAAACAACGUGCCCUUCACCACCAUGGUAGACUAGCCCAACCCCAUGGCCCUCGUCUGGCCAACUCUACCCCCUUCCUCGACUCCCUUCUCACCCCAAACCAUGAGCUCUUACCCCCAGGAACUACACCUUACCACCCCUAGACGUCAUGCACCACAGUUCUCUUUCCCUUCGAUGAGAUCCAGUGACUAUAUACAGUAAGCGUUGUGACUUUUGACCUUUCCUUCUUUGGAAGAACGAGGAUGAGACACUUGAAGUGUCUUUAUUCCAAAACUGGCCCUGCCGGUUUCCCAUAAACCCCAUUUCCUAUUUCCCAUAUGUCUUUGUUUUUGUCCAUCUCCAAAGAAUCUAUUCAAACUCUUAUUUGUGACUGUUGCCUGCAGAAAUGAUAAAAAUAUAAAUCUUCUUGUUGUAUUUGUGUAAUGAUAGCUUUUAAAGGAAACCCCAUACAAGAGCAUGACUGCUUCAUUUGUAAAUAAUAUGUCCCAAGAGGCUAUUGGUGUAAAACAAUUGUAUUUGAUGGUUGUUAGCUAUUUUUCUGUUUCUCUUUUUGGUUUUUAUGUUACAGUACAAUACUUCCAGCGCUAAGGUAGGCAAGAAAGAGGUAGCAUCUUUACUAGCUUGACUCAUUUAUGUUAGUUUAAAAACCAUUUUUUAAACUGAGAAGGAGAAGAACUAAUGAUCAUGUGACUUGUUGUAUCUACUUGUUAGAUAUGCGGAGGUUGCCGGCAUGCUUUGUUUUUUGGGCUCCUACACCAAUAUCAUUCUCUGUUCUUUUGUUUUUGUUAUCAUUUAUAGCUUUUACUAUACCAAGUCAGUUUUUCGCACUUUGCAACUAUACAAGCGGGAUGUGUAAUAUUAUUACAAGGACUUUGCAAUGGUUUUGGUUUCCGCGAUGUUCGGGGUCUGAGACGGCCACAGUGCCAAGGGGAAAUGACAUACUUGUGGAAGGUUUAUUUUUUUUGCACGUGUUCAGUUUCAAAAAUGCUAUUUCACAACAAAAGACCCAUAUUUCUCCUGAACGAAUCCAAACAUCCGGCCCAUUUACUCAAAUAAUCGUAUUCAGAAAAAGCCUAAGUAUUUCUACUCUACCAGAUACAAUAACUGACUACAAUACAGCUGCUGUUUUUCAAGGCAGAAGAUUUAAGUAUUGAGGAAUUUAAUUUGUGUUAUUUUCAUUUCAAGGAGUGUAAACCCAGUGUGUGACUGUAAUAUCACAGUACUUAGCUACAGAGGUUGAAGUAGGCUAAUCUUUCUACUGCAUGUGGUAUUUGUGACCUAAAACAAGCGUUGGUUGAGUGUCCUAUUAUUUUAUACACGUUUCCAUGCAAAAAAUGGCCAUCCUAUCAGAAGUAUUGUGAAUGUCACAUUGAUUAUAAAACAAAGAAAUAGUCCUUAAACUGUGACCAAAACAAAAAGAAGCAUUGGUUUUUAAAACAUCUAUAUUUUUCCGCCAUACAGUUGUACUUUAACUUACACCCCAUAAGUUGAUAUGAUGCACUUGAGUCUUAAGCCUUUUGCUAUAUUUUUUCAGUAUUGAUUUCCAUUGCUGAUUGUCAGCUUCAAAGGUGAACUCUGUGAAACUCUGUCGCCAUUGCCUGGCUGUUUUCGGAGUUAUUUGCAGCCAUUUUCCUUGUUUCCAUACACAUCUUAAGGUACAAAUGUUUCAGAUAACUAGGCAAAGUAGCCAGGGGAAGGGGUAUUUAUUGGCAGGUGAUGUCAUCUUGAUGCAGAUGUCUUGUCCAAUAUCAAUUCCUUUUUUUUUUCAAGAAAAGAAAGACAGAUCGGUCUUCAUUUUGAGUCUGUGCCCUUGAGUUGAUGGUUAUUAUUGUGUUUUUGUCGUGUUACUAUGGAUGUGAAAAAAUUGAGAGCUCCUCUUUCUUGAUUGGUGCUUAUCUAAAGGGGAUAAAAACGCACAGUGUUACGUGGUAUACAGUAUUCAAACCCCCGUUAUAUCCAUGAAAGUGUUGGACAGUUUGUUUUUUAUGACUAUUUUGCAAUGGGCAUGAUGGACACUUUGAUGGACACGUUGGUGUCAACUCUUAAGACUUAGCUUCUCCUCUCUCUACCAACCUCCACGACACUGGCAGCAGGCUUCACCCCUCUCCUCUCUCUACCAACCUCCACGACACUGGCAGCAGGCUUCACCCCUCUCCUCUCUCUACCAAGCUCCACGACACUGGCAGCAGGCUUCACCCCUCUCCUCUCUCUACCAACCUCCACGAUACUAGCAGCAGGCUUCACCCCUCUCCUCUCUCUACCAACCUCCACGAUACUGGCAGCAGGCUUCACCCCUCUCCUCUCUCUACCAACCUCCACGACACUAGCAGCAGGCUUCACCCCUCUCCUCUCUCUACCAACCUCCACGACACUGGCAGCAGGCUUCACCCCUCUCCUCUCUGAAGAGAGAGAGAAAGAGCUGAGUGAAAGGGGUUGCGGAGGUGGAGGGCUGACUUGAGAGGAAGGAGGGAUGACAGUGAGUAUCAUUAAAAACGUGCUGUUCCACCGUUACCUGGAGGCCUUCUGACGCUGAUCUGUCUAAUAACUCACUUGUCACUUCAUUACACCACCAGACGUGAAUGUUGCCGACAGGACUGUGACGCCGACAGAGAUCCAAACCGCUCUCUCUCUCUUUCACCACUCUCUCUCCCUGAGAGAAACCACCCCCGCCCCCCUCUUCCCCCUCAACCCACUACUCACCCCCCCCCUCCCUUCACGGGUCCUUUAGGGACACCGACUAAUAGUGUACUCUUAAGUUCACAAAAUGGCCAUCGCCGUAGAAAAAGGAUGUGUAAUUGCCUGUUUAUCCCAGGUGAAGGAAAAACUUUGUACAGGAACCUUCGGCAACACCCUGGAGUGGCACUGAGGCGCAGCCUGCCUCAUUUGCUCAGUGCACCGUACUGCACCUUACCGCCACGGGCCCAGCCGGAGAAGUACAGAAGUGUCACUCCAGGAACCCUGCUGACAGCUGUCUCUCUUUCACACACACACACACACACACACACACACACACACACACACACACACACACACACACACACACACACACACACACACACACACACACACACACACACA